UCGCCCUGCGGCCCCUGGAAGGGUGGGGGAUGGUUGAGGUCCUUGCCUUAACUUGGGCCCAUUUCUGACUCCAGCUACCUUCCUGUUAUUUUAUGUAGGAAGAAGGAUGUGACGGCGCCUACAGGGAAAAUGGCUGUCAUGGGGGGUUGGAAUGCAUCGGGGAGGAGGCUCUUCUUUUGCUUCUCUACUUUUCCAUACUCCCUCGUCGGCCUCCUCCUUUUCUACUUGUUCCGAAAGGGGUGUGGUUUUUGCUGGGAAAAUGGCCGACCUCUGAGGGUGGGUGCUGCAGGAAUGGGUGAGUGGACGCUGGGCUUGAAGAGGGCUGAUGUCAGCGGAGUCCUGAGAAGUAGGGGUUUGCAGGACCCAGUGGACUUCCAGGCAAGGAAGAGAAGGAAGAAAGUGCCUGAACCUGUAUGGGUGUAUGUGGGGGCACCACUACCCCCAGGACAUCUGGGGUUCCGCUGUACCUGUAGCUGCAGCAGGGCCUGCUGAAAACUCUGUCCCCAACAUAGGAGCACCCCUCCGGGCCAGAGCAAUCUCAUUCUGCCCCGGUUAAGAAUUCGGCUCAGACAUUGUCCCCAGCAUGGGCCGUACUCGGGAAGCUGGCUGCGUGGCCGCUGGUGUGGUGAUUGGGGCUGGCGCCUGCUACUGUGUAUAUAGACUGACCUGGGGAAGAGAUGAGAAUGAGAAAAUCUGGGACGACGAUGAUGAAGAUGAUGAGGAGGAAUCUAGUGAUAUUGUAGAGACUAGGAUUGAGAAUGGGAAAGGAGCUAAAGCUAAUGCUGGGAUGGGGUCUGAAGCUAGACUUCAGGGUGAUUCAAAGGUGAAGGCUGAGGUGGGCAUGGUACUUGAGAGUGGUUCAUAUGUAAAGGCAGAGGUCCACUUGGGGCCCCAGAGUGGAGGAGGCCUAGAGGCCAAGGCCAAAGCCCUUUUCAGCACCCUGAAGGAACAGGCAAGUGCAAAGGUGGGCAGGGGAGCCAGGUUGGGUACCAUCUCUGGGAACAGGACCCUUGCACCCAGUUUACCCUGCCCAGGGGGCAGGGGUGGAGGCUGUCACCCCACCAGGAGUGGCGCUAGGGCUGGGAGUAGGGCAAGUGGAAAAAACAAGGGAAGAACCCGAGGUAAGAGCACCAGGACUCCAGCUACAGCAUGGCCUGUUCGUAGGGGCAAGUUCAACUUUCCCUAUAAAAUUGAUGAUAUUCUGGGUGCUCCUGACCUUCAAAAGGUUCUUAACAUCCUGGAAAGAUCAAAUGAUCCUUUUAUUCAAGAAAUAGCCUUGGUCACUCUGGGUAACAAUGCAGCAUAUUCUUUUAACCAAAAUGCCAUUCGUGAAUUGGGUGGUCUUCCAAUUAUUGCAAAACUGAUAAAAACCAAAGAUCUUAUUAUUAGGGAAAAAGCUUACAAUGCCCUUAAUAACUUGAGUGUGAAUGCUGAAAAUCAGGGAAAGAUUAAGACCUAUAUCAGUCAAGUGUGUGAUGAUACCAUGAUCUGCCGCUUGGACUCAGCUGUGCAGAUGGCCGGACUAAGACUGUUAACUAACAUGACUGUGACUAAUCAUUACCAACAUUUGCUUUCCUAUUCUUUUCCAGACUUUUUUGCAUUGUUAUUCCUGGGAAAUUACUUCACCAAGAUUCAGAUUAUGAAACUAAUUAUAAACUUUACUGAGAAUCCAGCCAUGACAAGAGAGCUGGUCAGUUGUAAAGUACCAUCAGAAUUGAUUUCCCUCUUUAAUAAAGAGUGGGACAGAGAGAUUCUUCUUAAUAUCCUUACUCUAUUUGAAAAUAUAAAUGACAACAUAAAAAGUGAAGGACUUGCAUCAUCUAAGAAAGAAUUCAGCAGAAGUUCACUUUUUUUCUUAUUCAAAGAAUCUGGAGUGUGUAUUAAGAAAAUCAAGGCAUUAGCAAAUCACAAUGAUCUGGUAGUGAAAGUAAAAGUCCUAAAAGUAUUGACCAAACUUUAAUUGGGUGUAUGUCCCAAACAAUAUCGAGAUAAUUGUUUAGUUUGCACUUGGGAACAAUGCAUUUUGUAAAUUCUUUGUUUGCCAUUGUGCUUACAUGGCAAAGAGAUCCUUUCAGCUGCCAUUUUGGAAUAAUGAAUAUCAAGGAUCAUCAAGAGUGAUGAUGGUUGUGGUGGUUGGUUUUAGGCUGUACCAUUUUAAGGAUGCCAAAUGAAUACUAGAGCUUGUAUAAAGAAAGCACUUAUCGAUUCCAUCUUGCUACCUAGACUGAGGUAUUUUUUGCUCUUUCCUUUACCUAAUUUGACAGCAAACUAAUUAUAAAUAAGCUACACUUUUGUAUUGGUUUACAUUUGUUAAUCUUAGACUUGUGUUUCAUCAAUAAAGUUGUGUGUUUUAACCAGAAAAAAGUA
Acinonyx jubatus (cheetah) is the source of this 2367-nucleotide messenger RNA. It is a transcript of the gene ARMCX1, whose product is annotated as armadillo repeat containing X-linked 1. Gene Ontology annotation, cellular component: mitochondrion. The record is from RefSeq and is a predicted model, not a curated record. NCBI's taxonomy places the organism in Eukaryota, Metazoa, Chordata, Mammalia, Carnivora, Felidae. Gene Ontology annotation, molecular function: protein binding. The transcript has 3 exons. The coding region runs from base 584 to 1960 and encodes 458 amino acids.